Peronospora matthiolae is the source of this 510-nucleotide messenger RNA. The record is from the annotation of a GenBank genome assembly. NCBI's taxonomy places the organism in Eukaryota, Oomycota, Peronosporomycetes, Peronosporales, Peronosporaceae.
AUGGUGGCACACCGUGCCGAGAAGACUUUCUCCGGCGGUCCUUCUGCGGCACUGGAUGUGUCGCGUCGUACCGCUCGACCAGACCCACGCUGGGGCCACCGCGAGAGUCCUCCAAUCGAGGUAAACGAGGAGGGAAAACGCUCUCCAAACUAUCGUGGGGAAGCGUGUCUUCCCGAGAGCUUCUUUGAUCGCGUAACGCAAGCGUUACGCGGCGAUAUCGAACUUGAGCGGGACAGGCGUCUCCAACUGGCGGACACUGUCUCGAAGCAUCGAGCUGAGUUUGCCUUUGCUCAGCUUGAGAGCGAGAGAGCUCUGACAUCUCCGCCUAACGAGCUAAGGGUAGCUCGUGUGGACGUUGACCGGUCUCGGGCUGAGAUAACCGCUCUUCAGACCCUUGUCGAUGCCCACCAUCGGGAGCACAAGGCCCUCUGUGAGAUGCUUAAACGCAAGGGCGUUCUUAAUCGGAAGAAACAGCGUACUGGAUGGUACGGCUUAAGCCGACCAACGUAA